Cantharellus anzutake is the source of this 844-nucleotide messenger RNA. RefSeq lists its product as uncharacterized. Gene Ontology annotation, molecular function: zinc ion binding. The record is from RefSeq and is a predicted model, not a curated record. The transcript is spliced from 6 exons. Bases 90 to 494 code for a protein of 134 amino acids. Lineage: Eukaryota; Fungi; Basidiomycota; Agaricomycetes; Cantharellales; Hydnaceae.
CAUAGACUCGCACAGCCAUCCGUUUCGCCAGCCUAUUCUGAGCUUGCCUUGCCCGCGAUCGAUAAAUCGCUUAUCAUAACUCGAGAAAAAUGGUCCGAUUGCUAUUGUCCAUCAAGGCUGAACUAGAGAACGUCACCGAUCUCCAACCUGGCUCUGACAGCUUCGAGUACUUCUUCAAGAUUCAGUGCAGUAGCUGCCACGAGGUACAUUCAAAACUCGUCAGUCUGAAUCGAAAAACAAUUCUCGAUAUGCCCACGACCAAGUCAACCAAGACUAAUUUUUUAUGGCGCUGGUGGGAACCCUUAUUGAUUCUCGAUUGUAGGGGUCUAGAGUUUAUAGAUUUCGAUCCAACGGGGACGUGGAGAUGCAAUGGAAUUGAUUCCGGGACGGAGUUCGAGGUAGAUAUAGGCGAAGAGGAAUGGACAGAUUACGAUGAAAAGGCGAAGUUGCCGGUCAGUGUGAUGAGAAUCAAGGGAAAAUGGUCCAAAGCAUGAUCAUAUAUUGAGAGUUUAGAAUGCCGCCUGACAUCCAUUGCAUGCAAUGCAAUAAACCCUGUGGAUUACGAUCCUAACCGAGAGGAAUAGAAACGAAACAUAUAUACCUUGUUAGAAAUGCCUGUUCGAUCUUGCAUUGUUUCAACAUAUGUAACACGUUAUUGAGGUUAACGUCCACCACGGUCGGGUUUUCCUUGAUCGUAGCUUUUCCCUUCCCAGAAAUAGCAUGGAACGGGUGGAAAGUACCAACGGGAGGAUGGAGGUCCGCUCUUUAGACAGGGAAAUGACUCGAAUUUUGAUAUAGAAGCCAAGCUUACCUUUGGCUUUGUCCCCUUAAGGAAACACAUUUC